Protopolystoma xenopodis is the source of this 1080-nucleotide messenger RNA. NCBI's taxonomy places the organism in Eukaryota, Metazoa, Platyhelminthes, Monogenea, Polystomatidea, Polystomatidae. The record is from the annotation of a GenBank genome assembly.
AUGAUCGAUCUUAAAUGUCCGCGCGAUCUAUGCAGAUUGCGGUAUAUAGAUCCUAGCCUCUCAACUCAGAAUCCUGGUCAAAUUACUUCUGUUAAUUAUCCAGUAAAAACUGCUUCAAAUGAACCUUUAACAGGAUAUCAGGCCGCAAAUAUAAACUUGGCGCGCUCAAACGCUUCCCUAAUGAGCUAUUCCCAUAUGCCUUUGGUCAAAAUGACAACACCAUCGCCCUGUAUUCGCAUGCACUCACUUCAGCUGCAGCAACCUGAAAUAAAAGCUUCAGUCGCAACGGCACAAGCACCACAUUCUUCACAAUCCCCACAAUCAAAUACUUCUCGAUUCCAUCCGCAACAGGUCUCACCUAUGGAUAUUUUUUCGACGUCAAGUUCCAGCAUUCCUGAAGGCAUAACGUCGCAGACACCUCCAGAGAAAACAGAAGUUUUUUAUCAUUCUACAAUUGUGCCUUCCUCAUCUACAUCCACGUCAAGUAUGGCCCUGGUAUCGUCUGAUAUCAGCGGGAAAAUUCUUGACUAUACAGAGCAGCAAAUGCAACUGCAACCACAACCACCGCAACAUCAGAAUUUCGAGUCACAGCAUCAAUCAGAUCAACAUAUCUCAAACCAUCAUAAAAGUAGGCGGAUAGAUAAUACUACUACACGAACACAAGCACAGCAACAAACAUCUUCAAACCUUAUAACCUCGAUAUCAAUCUUCGAUAAACCAGAGGAGGAGAAAAUGUUGAAUGAUGUUUGCUUAGAUUCGCUGGAAGUUACCAACGAAGGCCAAGUUCAGGUUAACACUGAGGGAAGUAUGAUUAUUGACGCAAAUUCAGCGGCUGCCUUAACUGAAAUCACACAAAAGAUUCCGGGACAGGAAAAUAUGCUCUCUCUAGAUAUAAUAAAGACAAUCUGUUUUUUUGAGGAGCUCUCGCUUUAUAGUGUGUUUGGAAAUAUUGGGGCGGUGUUUAGAGCUAAUUGCUUCUUUUGGCUUGAAUGUCUUUCGCUUCCCCUAUUGAGAUCCAGAGAAACUGGAGAAAAGAUGAAUCCUAGUCUUUUGAAAAAAGGAUUCGUCAAGAAUUUUUGA